Molecule: messenger RNA, 1991 nt
Organism: Mustela erminea (ermine)
Lineage: Eukaryota; Metazoa; Chordata; Mammalia; Carnivora; Mustelidae
Gene: TCEANC
Product: transcription elongation factor A N-terminal and central domain containing
Exons: 3
Coding region: 630-1643 (337 amino acids)
Biological process (GO): DNA-templated transcription
Cellular component (GO): nucleus
Source: RefSeq, a predicted model, not a curated record
UCGCUGGGUGGGCAGCUCUCUUGGGACCGCCGCCGCUCCUGUGCGGGGUGCCAGGUUGGCACCCCGGGACGGCAUGCAGCAGGCUUCGCUUGUCGCCGCGCCCCACCCUCCGGAACCCGAACCCGGGCCACAGCGGGCCCUUGGGCUCGUUCCUUCCACUCAGUGUGCCAGAGAUCAUUCCAACUUGAAAGGGCAGUAGCGCAGUGUUGAGGGGCUGUUCUGAAACGGCGGCGUCCCAACAUUUGGCAUCAGUUCUUCAUUUGGGGAAGGGCCUCCCUGUGUGGCUGGAGAGGUGUACGUGACUUAAUGACUAGAAACAGAAUUUCUCUUUGAUCUCCCCUCUCCCCGGGGUUUAAGCCAGAUGGGUGCGACCUACCCGUAUUAGUUAAUAUUUACAAGCUUUUAUAUGCAUUCAGUCAACAGAUCCAUAGGACCUGCUCUUGCUCGCCACGUGUAAACUCUUUUUGAUAUGCAUUUAGAACCUAGGGGUACAGGCUUCCUCAUCUGUAAGAUGGAGGUAAGCCGUCUACCUGACUCGGGCUCAUGGUGAGGAUGGAGAGGACGUGAAUGUGGGUGGCACGUGGAGGUCAAGAAAUGCACCUUGUCUCCUGCUGUUAAGAGCUGCAAGGAUGUCUGAGCAGAGGCAGGUGGCUGCCAGAGCCUCCCUUAUUGAGCAACUGAUGUCUAAGAGGAAUUUUGAGGAUCUUGGCAACCACCUUGCCGAGCUGGAGACUCUUCCGGUGACCAGAGAGCAUCUGCAGGAGACAGCCGUGGUCAGGGCGGUGUACAGCGUCCUCAGAAACUGCCCUACAGUGGCGUUGAAAAAGAAAGCCAAGCGUUUGCUGUCAGAAUGGAGGGCGCUUCAUAAGGAUCUCCACUUCUCACCGAGGGACAGCCCUCCAUCUCUCCCUCCCGGUAGAACGGAAGAAAAGCCCGGACUUCCUCGUGACCCAAGUCAGGAUGAGCUGUCAGGUGGCUCCAGUUCUAAUUCAUCGUCCCACGGUGUGGCGGGAGCCCUGGAAACGCUUGUGCCUGAAAAUAGCACGGGUCACAUGGAGCCCAGAGGGGAGCAUCUCGGGGAGCCACCGGACCCCGCCGCACCUGUGAGAGCCAGAUGCACAGAGCUCCUCUAUGAAGCCCUAACGAGUGCUUGCACGGAGCAGCCCAAGGCUGAUGUGUGGCAAGACUUGGCGAGAGAAAUUGAAGGGCACCUUUUUACCCUUCACUCGAAGAACCUCAGAAAGUACAAAACUUGCGUUCGAAGCAAAGUUGCCAACCUGAAGAACCCCCACAAUUCUCACCUGCAACAGAACUUGCUCUCUGGGACCACGUCUCCGAGAGAAUUUGCUGAAAUGACGGCGUUGGAGAUGGCAAGCGAGGAGCUGAAGCAGUUGAGAGCCUCCUACACGAAGUCUGCCAUACGGGAGCACCACCUUCCCCAAGCUGCGGGGGGCACGCCGACCGGGAAAAUAAAGUGCAGGCGCUGUGAGAAGUUCAACUGCGAGGUCACCGUAAUCGCCCGAGGAACGCUCUUCCUGCCAAGCUGGGUGCGGAAUUCAAAUCCAGAUGAAGAGAUGAUGACCUACGUGAUCUGUAACGAAUGCGGGGAGCAGUGGUACCAUAGCAAGUGGGUGUGCCUGUGACUGCCAACGAGUGCUCUUUGAACCAAGAACCGGAGCGGUUCCCUUUCUCUGGGCACCAUCCUUUUAUGCUCGGUCUUUAAAAUCUUACACGCACUAUAGUCUUUUGUGCGUGUUUUGUUUUGUUUUUUGUUUUUUUGUUUUUUUUUUUUUAAGUUUAUUUGAGGGGCGCCUGGAUGGCUCAGUCAGUGAAGCGUCUGCCUUCGGCUCAGGUCGUGGUCUCAGGGUCCUGGGAUUGAGCCCCGGAUCGGACUUCCUGCUCGGCGACGAGUUUGCUUCUCCCUCUGCCUCUGUAUUCUCUCUAAUUUUUGCUCUCUCUCCGAUAAAUACAUAAAAAUCUUAAAAAAAAAA